UGCGCUUCACGUAUGGCCAACUACACCACAAGCACGCAGUCGAUCCGUGAAACAAACAUAAAGACAUAACGCUAUAAUCAUCCAAAAUGCUCGCCAUCCAGUCCUCCAAACCCCAGAAGUGCAUCCCAAACCUUCUCCCCGCACGCAUAAACCACAAUGGCCCUAUUCCUUCAACAUCACAGUACUGGAAACCAUCCGCAGACGAUAAAGGCACCCAACACGCCCACUUCCGCGGCCGACAUCUCCAUGGCACUGUGGUUCCUCUCCCGGAAAACUACACAGGCGCCAUCCUCGCAGUCACCGAAAAUCAAUUACCGCAGUCGAGACAACCGGCGCAGCCAGACGGGGACGAGACAAUGGAGGACGGAGAAGAAGAGAGCAUACCCGUAGAAGUCAACAUUGCAGAACAAGUGGGAGAGUUUGACGAGCUCGUCGUAUGGGGACACGGAGGGGAGGUGGACCCCGGACAGGACAUGUUUGUCAAGGGAUUAAAAGAAUGGGUGGGAUUUGCAGAGAGCAUGCAUCUUGACAUGGAUGAUAAGACAGUCACAGGAGUGGAAAUCGGGAAAGAAAAGAAGGGUUGAGGAGUCGCCAGUAUGCUGUGUUGGAUUGUGAACGCCACGAGUGUUUGGUGCACAGGGCUAUACGAGCUGAGUCGUAUUAAGAAACAUGCAAGAUGUAUUGGAGAAGCAUGUGAGAUGCGGUAUACGAGCACCAGGUCUGACUCGUUGUCAAAACGAUCAAAGCAACGUCAAGUCUCAUGCUUUGCUCUUUGACGCCCCGACUCUUGUUUCAUGCGGUCUUCUAACAUACAGAUGACUACAUGCAAGACGAUGGAUACGACGAAGAAGCAGGCAUACACCACAAUGAAAGAGCCAAUGUGACGCUGCCUGAGAUGAACUUGAAGUGUAACUAGGCAAGAAGGAUAUAUCAAUUACAUCUAAAAGUCAAAAAUACCAUACCGACGAAUAUCAAAAGUUAUACCAACACAUAUCAAUACCCAAAUUAACCA
Molecule: messenger RNA, 1012 nt
Organism: Bipolaris sorokiniana ND90Pr
Lineage: Eukaryota; Fungi; Ascomycota; Dothideomycetes; Pleosporales; Pleosporaceae
Exons: 1
Coding region: 87-584 (165 amino acids)
Biological process (GO): RNA catabolic process
Cellular component (GO): ribonuclease H2 complex
Source: RefSeq, a predicted model, not a curated record